AUGAACGAGCCAAACCCCUCCGGAUCGCAGGGUCCAACACCAAGCAAUCAGUUGUACGAGCGCAGCAGUACCACAUCUCCUGAUCUACCCCCGGGCGCUCUUCCCAUAGCCGGGCCCCUUGAUUCCACUCUCCUGCAAGAGCUUCUCGAGGAUAUUGAGGGAGAACCAUCAGAUAUCUCCAAGAUGUUCUGGAUGGGCCCGGGAUAUCCACAAAGCCACAUUGACGAGGCAGAGGAGAAGAUGGAGCAAAUUUAUAAAGAGUGUGCGGACAUGGAGGCCGAGAUGGAGAAAGAGAAAGCAGAGAGGGAAGAGAGAAUGCGGUUGCAGAUGGAAGCACAGAAUGCGCGCUGGGUACAGGAAGACAGUAGAGCGAACACCGACAAGGUGCUGGAGUCGCUCAUGCCUGUACUGAGCGAGGACACGUCGGCAAAGGAUGAGCCAGUGUGUGAUCUGCAGAGCGUCAUGGCGCUGUACGCCGUCUAUCUGGAGCUUUCCCGUGAGGAUGGCGGCUACCUUGGCUUCGAGGGCUUUUGUAUCAUGUUUGAUAUCAUAUGGUACUAG
Molecule: messenger RNA, 561 nt
Organism: Plenodomus lingam JN3
Lineage: Eukaryota; Fungi; Ascomycota; Dothideomycetes; Pleosporales; Leptosphaeriaceae
Source: RefSeq, a predicted model, not a curated record